Messenger RNA from Symbiodinium necroappetens, 2127 nucleotides. The record is from the annotation of a GenBank genome assembly. Lineage: Eukaryota; Dinophyceae; Suessiales; Symbiodiniaceae.
AUGGCCAAGUCGAAUCAGUUCUGGUGGCCGGAGCAAUUGAACCUGGAGCCGCUGCGUGCACACAGCACCAGCUCGAAUCCUUACGGCGACGAUUUUGAUUACGCCCAGGCUUUCAACCAGCUCGACCUGACUGCGCUGAAAGCAGAUGUAGAAAAAACCCUGACCGAUUCUCAGGAGUGGUGGCCGGCAGACUGGGGUCACUACGGUGGUCUCAUGAUCCGUAUGGCCUGGCACAGUGCUGGCACUUAUCGUAUCCAUGAUGGCCGUGGUGGCGCCGACGGUGGUCAGCAGCGCUUUGAUCCGCUCAACAGCUGGCCUGACAAUGUGAGCCUAGACAAGGCACGCCGUCUGCUGUGGCCGAUCAAGCAGAAGUAUGGGCGCAGUUUAUCCUGGGCGGAUCUCAUGAUUCUGGCAGGUAACGUAUCGCUCGAAUCCAUGGGGUUCAAAACGCUGGGUUUUGCGGGCGGUCGUAUCGACGACUGGGAGGCAGACCUGGUGUAUUGGGGACCGGAAACCAAAAUGCUCAGCAACGAUAAACGUUACGAAGGUGGGGCGCUGGAAAAGCCGCUGGCCGCCGUGCAGAUGGGCCUCAUUUAUGUGAAUCCGGAGGGUCCGAAUGGCAACAAUGAUCCUGUUUCUGCAGCUGCUGAUAUCCGCGAAUCUUUCGGCCGAAUGGCCAUGAAUGAUGAAGAAAUUGUUGCACUCAUUGCUGGCGGGCACACCCUGGGCAAGGCGCAUGGGGCAAGACCUGCGGAUUGUCUUGAAGCCGAACCCGGUGCGGCGCCGGUUGAAAAUCAGGGCCUCGGUUGGAAAAACAACUGCGGUAAAGGCAACGCUGAAGAUACGAUGACCAGCGGUCUGGAAGGCGCCUGGACGUCGACGCCGACUGCGUGGUCCAUUCUGUAUCUGGAUAAUCUUUUCCGCUUCGAGUGGCAACAGGUCAAGAGUCCAGCUGGUGCAACACAGUGGAUUCCCGUGGAUGAAGCCGCCGCUGGCAUGGUGCCUGAUGCCCAUAUCGAAGGUAAAAGAAACGCCCCUAUCAUGUUUACGACUGAUCUGGCGCUGAAGGAAGAUCCCGGGUUUCGAAAGAUCGCGGAACGCUUCUGGAAAAAUCCGAAAGCGUUCGACGAGGCCUUUGCGAAAGCCUGGUUCAAGCUCACCCAUCGUGAUCUGGGUCCACGCAGCCGUUAUGUCGGCAGCGAAGUUCCAGACGAUGUGUUUGUCUGGCAGGAUCCUGUGCCCGAAGCUGAUUACACCCUUAUUAAUGACCGCGAUGCUGCCAGGCUUAAGAAACUGAUUUUGAAAUCAGGCCUGACCGUGCCGGAGCUGGUGCGCACGGCCUGGGCUUCAGCCUCUACCUAUCGGGGUUCCGAUAUGCGCGGUGGCGCCAACGGCGCGCGUAUCCGUCUUGCGCCGCAAUCCGGCUGGGCCGCUAAUAAGCCUGAAGAGCUGUCGCAGGUGUUAAAAACGCUGACCGGUAUUCAGGCAGAUUUCAACAGCUCUGCUGCCGGGGACAAACAGGUUUCUCUCGCGGAUCUCAUUGUGCUCGGUGGUGCAGCAGCCAUUGAGCAGGCCGCCAAGGCGGGCGGUCACCAGGUUGGGGUGCCGUUUACACCAGGCCGCACGGAUGCGUUAGCGGAGAUGACCGAUCAACGGUCUUUCGCAGUGCUGGAGCCCCAUGCCGAUGCUUUCCGCAAUUACUAUGCCGCGGAGGCUUACGCAGCACCGGCUGAGAUGCUGGUUGAGAAGGCUGAUCUACUGACCCUGACCAUCCCCGAGAUGACCGUGCUCCUUGGUGGCAUGCGUGCACUGAACGCUAAUACCGGUGGGGUGCAUCACGGUGUAUUGACUGACACGCCGGGCACCCUGACAAAUGAUUUCUUUGUCAAUUUGCUCGACAUGGCCACUACCUGGUCAAAAGCAGGUACACAAGGCCUGUAUGAGGGCCGGGACCGUGCAACCAAUGAGGUUAAGUGGAAGGCGACGACGGUAGAUUUGAUAUUCGGCUCAAAUUCCGAGCUGCGUGCUGUGGCAGAGGCUUAUGCUGCGGAAGAAGAUCUGUUUAUCGAAGACUUCGUCUCCGCCUGGCACAAAGUCAUGAUGCUGGAUCGUUUUGAUGUGAAUUGA